AUGUCUACACUCAAUCAAGAUAUUAGAAUUACUACAGUUAAAUCCAAUGAAAAGGUUGAACCUUCUUCAUCUAUGGAUUUAGGUAGUGGAAGUGAUAUAGAACUAUAUGAUCCAAAUUGUUACUCUGGAGAAAAUAGUUCAAUUGAUCAACCAAGUGAUAGUGAAUUUUGUGAGAUUGUUCGUACAAAAUCUGUUCAUGAUGAUAGUAAGACACCAAUAGAAUAUGAAGUUCCAAGAUCAAGAUUUGAUAGACGUGCUAAAAUGAUUUUGGUUAUUCAAUGUGCUUUUACCGGAUUUUUUUCAUCAAUUGCUGGUGCAAUUUACUAUCCUGUUUUAAAUGUCAUUGAAGGUGAAUUCCAUAUUAAUGAAGAACAAGUUAACAUUACAGUUGUUGUUUAUUUCUUAUUUCAAGGUGUUGCACCAAGUAUUAUGGGUGGAUUAGCUGAUUCCCUUGGAAGAAGACCUGUUGUUCUAACAUCUAUAAUAUUAUAUUUCUGCGCUUGUAUUGGUUUAGCUAGAUCUCAAAAUUAUGGACAAAUUGUUGGUUUAAGAUGUUUACAAGCUGCAGGUAUUUCUCCUGUUAUUGCUAUCAAUAGUGGUAUUAUGGGUGAUGUUACAACAAAACCUGAAAGAGGUGGUUAUGUUGGCUAUGUUUCUGGAUUUCAAGUUAUUGGUAGCGCAUUUGGUGCACUAAUUGGUGCUGCAUUAGCAAAUAGAUGGAGUUGGAGAUCAAUCUUUUGGUUUUUAGUUAUUGGAUCUGGUGUUUGUUUACUAUUUUCAAUUAUAAUCUUAGCUGAAACUAAGAGAACUAUUGUAGGUAAUGGAUCAAUUAAACCAAAAUCAAUUUUUAAUAAAGCACCAAUAUUAAUGGUACCAUAUGUUAAAAAAGUUCUUCAUUUAAAUAAUCCAGAUAUCGAAACCUUAGAACCACCAAUGAAAUUAGAUUUGUUAGCACCAUUAGAUAUUAUUAAAAAUUUAAAGAUGAGUAUAUUAUUAUACGUUGCUGGUAUGCAAUUUGCAAUGUGGUCAACACAUCAAACUGCUUUAUCAACCGCAUUAAGUUCAAAAUACAGUAUGUCGGUUAUUGACAUUGGUCUUUGUUAUCUACCUACUGGUUUAUGCACAAUGGCAAGUGUUGUUACAUCAGGUAGAUGGCUAAAUUGGGCCUAUACUAAAAAAUUUAAUAAAUAUAAACUUUGGAGAGAUUCUGAACGUGCAAGAUUAUUAGAAGAAAAUAAUCAUAAUGAGUCUAAAGUUGAUUUUAUAAUGGAUAAUGAUCCAAAUUAUACUUUUAACCUUUUCCGUGCAAGACUUGGUAUGGCCUUUAUUACAUUAGUAUUAAGUUCAGGUGGGUUUAUUGCAUUUGGUUGGUGUUUAGAAGUUAAAGCUCCUUUAGCCGCUGUAUUAGUAUGUAGUGGGUUUGCUUCAUUAUUUUCUAAUUGUAUUCUAACAAUGUCUACUACAGUAAUUGUUGAUUUAUAUCCAUCAAAGACUUCUACAGCCACAGGUUGCUUAAAUUUAUAUCGUUGUUUAUUAUCGGCUUUAUUUAUCGGUUGUUUAAGUCGUAUGAUUACUGCAAUGGGCUAUGGUGGUGUAUUUACAUUAAUUGGUAGUGUUAACGCCGCAUCAUCCUUUUUAAUUCUUUGGUUAGUUAAGCAUGGUAAAGAAAUUGCGAUGAAUAGACGUCAUGAAGAAGACGCUUUAAAGAAGCCAUUAAUUAAUGAUGAAGAAAAACAAAUGGAUGAAUUAGACGAUGAUUUAAGUUAA
Maudiozyma saulgeensis is the source of this 1767-nucleotide messenger RNA. The record is from the annotation of a GenBank genome assembly. NCBI's taxonomy places the organism in Eukaryota, Fungi, Ascomycota, Saccharomycetes, Saccharomycetales, Saccharomycetaceae.